This is a messenger RNA of Penicillium malachiteum, 3105 nucleotides long. RefSeq lists its product as uncharacterized. The transcript has 5 exons. Gene Ontology annotation, biological process: positive regulation of transcription by RNA polymerase II; aromatic amino acid catabolic process. The record is from RefSeq and is a predicted model, not a curated record. NCBI's taxonomy places the organism in Eukaryota, Fungi, Ascomycota, Eurotiomycetes, Eurotiales, Aspergillaceae. Gene Ontology annotation, molecular function: zinc ion binding; DNA-binding transcription factor activity, RNA polymerase II-specific. Bases 1 to 3105 code for a protein of 1034 amino acids. Gene Ontology annotation, cellular component: nucleus.
AUGGGACAAGACUCCAAUAGCGUGGGCCAUGACCCCGGCAAAUCGCCGUCACCUUCCCCGCAGCAUAGACGCGGCUACCAAGCAUGCGAUCCAUGUCGCAAACGCAAGGUCAAGUGUGAUUUAGGAAGUGUCGAUAAUCCUAGACCCCCACCCUGCGUCCGAUGUCGUCGUGAAAGCAAACGAUGUGAAUUUUCCGCUACUCGUCGCAAGCGUAAACUCUCCGAGCCCCCGGAGGAGAAUGAGGAGGAGGAGGAACCGGCUGUUCUACGCCGCGAUAAGCGAAUGAUGAUCGGGGAGGUCGCGGCGAAGAAAGAAUCCUCCAAUGAUCCUCCUCCGUUUAUUCCCUCGGAGCCAUCGUUAUCAAAUGAUGGGUUUCGGGCUCGUUCGCGCUGGCCUGAAGCUCCACCACCCGCUGCAGUUGCUGCAGUUGCUGCUCCAGCGGCACCCCAACGAUAUACACCGAGCGCACCUAUAACUUCCUCGGCAAGACAUUUCAUGGAACCGAGAAACCCGCGUGUGUCGGGUUAUGCGGGUAGUGAAAGAAACUCAGUCCCUGGAUAUGGUGGUCCACCUAUGCUGAAUCGCACAGCGGUGGAAUUGCUAUCGCCGGCGAUCACCAAUACCCACGAUGCUUUACACCUGCUUUCGGAGGCAGCGGGGCGAACGGAGGACUUGAAUCGCUUUGCGGCGAGGCAAUCGGUUUCGUCGUUCAAUUCGGGCCCCUCGCCUCUAGCCCACGUUAAUUCGCCGGGAAAUAUUAGCGGGUCAUUUUCACGGACGCCCCGAUCGGGAGUGUCUAUCGGUGGAAAUGGUUUCUAUCAAGGCGCGGGCGCGGGCGUGGUGGACCCUCAGAUGGCCGGUGAUACUGGGCAUCAGGAUGAAGCUACCAAUUCCCAAGACCCGGGAUACAUGGAUGCUGUUCGGGCAUGGUCACGGCUGCGAUUUGUUCGUGCUGGAUGGAUGACAGUAGAGGAAGGUAUGGAUUAUGUGGCAUAUUACUACGAGAACCUGGCGCCAAUGAGCCCUGUAGUAACGCCAGAUUAUUCUGAUCCUUCAAAACAUCGCACAUUACUCACUGAAGAACCGGUCUUGGCCGUGACCAUCCUCACAAUCGCCUCAAGGCAUCUGAAGCCGAAAGGUGAUGGUGCCAGUACUCGGGCAUUCUAUAUCCAUGAUCGACUUUGGUCAUAUCUCCGUGGCAUGAUUGAGCGUCUUUUCUGGGGCCAGGAGAAAUUUGAUGCUGGGGGACCCGGAACUAGCAAACCACGAUCUCUUGAUUUGGCACCAACUUCUAGCCGACCGAGCGUGAAAGGAAAUUUGAGAGCGCUGGGAACCGUUGAAGCACUGUUGAUUCUCACAGAUUGGCAUCCACGAAACCUCCACUUUCCUCCUGGUGAUGAUGAGAACACAUUGCUAGACACCGAUGCCCAUGCUCAGAAUUGCGCUGAUAAGGACUUGGAUCCUGACAGCGAACAGGCCAAAACGUCACCGGAAGGAAGACUAGCAUUUCAAAAAUGGUUGGAACCAGCUUGGCGAUCUGAUCGGAUGUCAUGGAUGCUUCUCAGUACUGCGCAAGCUCUCGCCUUUGAACUGGGUGUUUUUGACGAGAAAAGCGACUCAAAGGGGGCAUCUGAGUCGCCCGCUGAACAAGUGCGAAAGCGACGUCUACGGAGAUUGAUUCUUAUUUUUAUUACACACAGCAGUGGACGAUUGGGCAUUCCCUCGAUGCUUCCUUUGCCCGAAUGGGGCCAGGAUGUUCCAGGAAAUAACUUUGAUCCCAACGAGAGCAACCCCGAUAUUGAUAGGAUGCAAGACUGCUGGAUGGGCAUCUCUAAGAUUGUCUACCAGGCGAACCACCAAUUGUUUGCAUCGAGUGAACAAACAUCAGAAUUGAUUAAGAGUGGAAGAUAUCGCGAGCAAAUCGACUGGUUUCAACCCCAGCUGCGAGAGUUCAGGCAACACAUCGAUCGUGUUAACCUCAAACCGGCCAUGCGGAGCAUUCUUUUGAUCGAAUACGAGUAUACACGGCUUUAUGUCAAUUCACUUGCCUUGCAAGCCGUUGUUGACCGCUGGACGACAAUGUCUAACGAGUCUGCUCAAGAUCCCUCUGGGCGACCAGGAUCUGGUCCAUCUCCCGGUAGCACUGGGUGGUUCCGGACUCUGAUGGAGCUCUAUCGAGUCAACGAGCAAUACAUCCAGGAGGUUGUGGAUGCAUCCCGUAAGAUCCUGCAGACAGUUCUCGAGGGACUUGUCCCAGGAGGUCGUUUGAAGCAUGCCCCCAUUCGGACAUUUUUCCGAAUUCUGUCUGGCAUGAUCUUCAUCCUGAAAACGUUUACACUUGGCGCUCGCGAAGAUGACGUGCGAGUAUCGCUGGACCUGCAAGACCGGACCGUGGAGGCACUUCGUACCUUUGUUGUCGAUGACGUGCACAUCAGUAACACCGUCGCUCGACUACUGGAGCUGCUGACCAGUAGCAUUCGAACUCGGUUCCUCCGCUUUGCACCUCAUGAUCGGGGUGUAGACGGUGAGGGUCAAGACCGAGGUUCCGCUCCAGGAUCACAAGCACAGUCACCACCACGGGACAAUGUCUCAGGCCGUCGUGAUGGUCUGCAGACUCCCUGGUCCUCUACUCAGGAUGCAACUCCAAGCGGACUAGGAUAUGUGGAGAGCAGCAGCGCCGGCGGACACCCGUCAGGAGCGAUCGGAUCGGCCCAUGACCCGCUUGCCAAUAUUCCUGCUCAGACGAUCAAUUCCUCUAACAUGAACGUCUCGUUCAUGCCGCCUCCCCCAUCUGUCUACUACAACUACUAUGAUUCGAACUCGUCAAUGCCAACCAAUGACCUUGAGCGCUCAUCCCCAAAUCACGUCGUCUCCUCACAAGCUGUCGACAGUAAUGGGGCGAAUGCUGGUCUGCCCGAUUGGUUUGCACUGCCUCUGGACCAAUUCUUCAAUAGCUCUACUGCAGUGGUUGACCAGGGCCUGGGUGGAACCGGACCGAUGCUAGGCGAGUUCGAUAUGCUAGAGGUACUGCUUAAUGAAGGAGGCUAUGAUGGAAAUCCUCCCAGUGAAGGCGACUCUGGUCCCAUGGCCUCUCAGUUCAUGUAA